Molecule: messenger RNA, 7255 nt
Organism: Acipenser ruthenus (sterlet)
Lineage: Eukaryota; Metazoa; Chordata; Actinopteri; Acipenseriformes; Acipenseridae
Product: splicing factor 3B subunit 1-like
Exons: 22
Coding region: 3027-6539 (1170 amino acids)
Biological process (GO): spliceosomal complex assembly
Cellular component (GO): U2 snRNP; catalytic step 2 spliceosome; U2-type prespliceosome
Molecular function (GO): mRNA binding
Source: RefSeq, a predicted model, not a curated record
CUGAAAACCUCGCUGAGCUCAACACAGCCUGCAUCGUAUACACAGUGACGAUAGAGAGGACUGUUAAGCAGUAAACUGCUAGUACAGGCAGGUAGUGCAAUUGCAGAAUGUGUUGGAUUUUUUUCUGAUUGGGGUUUAUACAAAUAGGUGUGAUCCAGGCUGUGAAAAGCACUUCUGAGCUGUUUGAAGGGUUAAUGGGUUUGUUUCCAAUGCUUUACCUGUUUCAGGUGUAAUUUUUAAAAAAAUGUUGUCCAGGGCAAUGUUUCUUGAACCGGGUUUCCAGUUGACCAAGAUUUCUGUUAAUCUGUACAGGGAAUAAUUUACCUGCCACCCUAUCUUCCCCAAUGUUAAAUCCUGCUUUUACUAGUUCUGUGACCAAUAUAUGGGGCAGAAAACUGAGCUUGAGGAUUUAUGGGCGAGUGUAACAUUUCAGUCACUUCAGUGCUGGUGAACACUACGGGAGGUUGAAACUUCGACAGCUUGCCUGCAAAUGUCCCAGGAGUCCUGUGGGUGGGUCUUUAACCACACUGCUAGUCAUAUACAUACCUGGCUUGAUGCACAGUUGAAAUUAAGAGUUUAAUUGUCUCAGGUAUUCGAGUGUAUGCAAAAUUUAUGUGCAGAAAAUUGUUUGAAUUCAUUCCUGUUAUUUAUUUGUAAUUUGUCUGGAAUUGAGGAAACACCAGUGUUUGGAGUUCAAGAGCCUUGUGGCCCCUUUCAGAGUAUGAGCCUGAAGUAAAUUAUUCCCUGUACUUUGCAGGUUCUGUUUGGGGGUGGGAGGUUUCCUGACAGGCAGGGUGCAGUAGAUAGAGCAGAUACCAUUUUAGUGUAGUGCCAGUUUAAAAUCUCGACACUCCUUAGAUUGCAUUGAAAUAGCUCUGGAAAGUUUCUCAAUCCAAGAAUAAUACGUUUACAAUAUCUCAGCUAUGAAGAAGUGUCCCUGCUAGCUAGUAAGAGUGCGGCCAAGUGAGUCUUAAUCUUAAUCCAUGGCUCAAAGCUUGGUGACUGGGAAUGGAGGGACAGGUUUAUAGGAAAGGAGUCAGAUUGUAGAAGAUAGUUUAUCACAGUGAGUCCCAAACUUGGUUACCUGCACUGGAAUUGGGGAAACACUGGUUUAGUGAAGAAAGGUAGUUGCAUCUUUACAAUGAGACUGAGGGGGAUGAGACAGAAGGUAGUUAACAGGGCAGGGUCUGUUCUCUACUUCAUCACUGAAGUCUGCCUUUUAGACAGCCAAAGAACUGUUCUGUGUGUGUGUGUGUCUCCAGGGCUUUUAUUAUUCAUGGAGGGGAAAAGCUUCCCUUUGGUUCAGUGCUUUCCAGUACGCUCAAGGUUUCUCUUUGGAUGACUUCAAAUGUGUACAAUGUAAAGAGAAUGAAGUCCAUUUAAAACAUUUGGAAAUGUAGCAUGUGAACCAGUGAGAGGGGUGGGGGAGUAAAACUCAACCUCCAGUAUGAUUUAUUUUGAUGCUAUGAAUUUGAAGACAUGGAUUAUGCAUCUUAAAAUUGGCUAGAAUACAAGAAUUAGCCAGGUGCUUAGGAUGUUUGUCUCUUUUAUAAAGAAACCUAAAUACUCGAGUAAAGAAUGAAUAACAUGGCCACAUCUGUAAUUGGUAUAAAGUUUUGCAUGUAAAGCUCUUACCAGACCUUUUGAAAGGCUCCUCUCCUGUUAGUGUGGACUUUGGAGGAUGUAGCUGUUUCUAGAGAGUUGUAAUAGUUAAUUAAGAACGUUAUGGGACAGGCUUUUGCCUCCCUGAAUAAAGCUGUUCUGGAGUUGAGCACACCCCUGGCAGUUUCGAGGCUCCAGUUUGAGCCCCUCUCGUGCUAGGGGGUAGGGAGCAGUCCACAGUGCCCGGGUUAGGAGUUCAGGAGCCUGCAUGUAGCUCAUAGAGGUAUACAGGGUCAUAUAGAGUAUCUGAUCUCUUUCUUUUCUGUAAUAAAAACAAAAAACUGUAAUACAAACAAUUGUGCCACGAUUCCACAGGCCCAUACUAACUGUCCUUAAUUUCUCUCCUACAGCAGUACUGCUAUGCCAGUCCUGUCUGCAUUCUUAAGGUUGCAGCUCAACACAUCCUGUGUAGGUUAUGGUGAACACAAAAAGAUUGUGUCCAAAGGAAGUACUAUCCCAAUUUGUCAGGGGCCACGGGUCAAAGUGGCAUGGUUUAAAGACACGAAUGGGGAGGGGAUCAAGAGUUUCUGUAGCCACAGCAGCUAUUCAAGCAGCCACCUUUCUAACCGCCUCUUCUGUAGCAUUAGUGAUGGUGUAGGCACGUGCUAGUGGCAAGUGGUCCCUGUGCAUUGAAUAUAAAAUAAAAACUACUUUUAACUAAUUUUAUGUAGACCCAAGUGUAAGUUUAUAUUAACCUGCCCAUCAAUGACACCUUAGUUUGAUGCCUAAUUACAAUCAGCUUAAAAGCUCAGCAAAUAAAUACUGUGUGCACCAAUGCCUAAUUUCCUAGCCCUGUUUUGGGGCUGCUCAGUAUGGCCGUAGUAUAUUAACAUCUUUAACGUGACUUUGUUUAUUGAAACGAUUGCAGUGAAACCCUUGUUUAACAGGAACCACGCCUUUGCUGUUUUUAAUCAAACAAAAUAACAAUUAGAUUUAAAGAAACAAAGUCCUAAGUUUCACACAUGCAGUAUAUACAACUUCAUGAUCAUAACAAAAUAAAAUACGAUUUAAAUCAUCCCCAUCAUUUACAGAGGCAGACUACCAAUGUUAAGAUUUGGGAUUUAGUAUUGAUGCUGCUUGACAAGAUUACAUUUUUAAACGUUAGAAUAUAAAGAAUCCCUCAAUAUAGCUGGUUGUGGAUGACUGAAGGAAGACACUUUUUUUUGGUUUUGUUUUUUUGCUUAAGUUACAUUACCAGGAGGUAUGCUGUGUGUUAAAGUUCAAACCCUUUCCAAAGUGUUACUAAUGGUAAAGAGAAUUUUCUAGGCUUCUUUUCUGCCGGUUGAAGUCAGACACUGCAGAGGGACACCAGGCACAGAAAGUGAGGGAAAACCCCAGAUCCCAAACUCCAUGCCAGAACGUACAUGGACGUCAUGCGUGAGCAGCACCUCACAAAGGAAGAGAAAGAGAUCCGUCAGCAGAUGGCGGAGAAGGCGAAGGCAGGGGAGCUGAAGGUGGUGAACGGCUCUGCUGCAUCCCAGGCUGCUGCUGCAGCUGCUGCCGCGAAACGCAAGCGCCGGUGGGACCAGACUGCGGACCAGACCCCCAACAGUGCCAGCACCACGCCCAAGAAGGUGUCCAGCUGGGACCAGGCAGACGUCACCUCGGAGCAAACUCCGGGACACACACCGGGACACACACCCUCUGAGAGCCGCUGGGAUGAAACCCCUGGCCGAGCGAAGGGCAGUGAGACCCCUGGAGCCACCCCCAGCUCCCGCAUGUGGGACCCCACCCCCAGCCACACCCCUGCAGGAGCGGCCACACCCGGCAGAGGAGACACACCUGGCCACGUCACACCAGGCCACGGGGGAGCCACCUCUAGUGUGCGCAAAAACCGCUGGGAUGAGACACCCAAGACAGAGAGAGAGACCCCUGGCCAUGGCAGCGGCUGGGCUGAGACCCCCCGUACAGACCGUGGUGGUGACUCUGUGGAAGAGACUCCCACCCCAGGGGCCAGCAAGAGGAAGUCGCGCUGGGACGAGACCCCCGCGAGCCAGAUGGGCUCCUCCACCCCCCUGCUUACCCCGGGAAAGACCCCCAUAGGAACCCCUGCCAUGAAUAUGGCCACUCCCACGCCAGGUCACCUGAUGAGCAUGACCCCCGAGCAGCUGCAGGCCUGGCGCUGGGAGCGUGAGAUAGAUGAGAGGAACCGGCCGCUCACCGACGAUGAGCUCGAUGCCAUGUUCCCUGAGGGGUACAAGGUCCUGCCCCCUCCAGCGGGCUACGUUCCAAUCCGCACCCCGGCCCGCAAGCUCACGGCCACCCCCACCCCUAUGGGAGGAAUGACCGGGUUCCACAUGCAGACAGAGGACCGCACCAUGAAGACCAUCAACGACCAGCCCUCCGGCAACCUGCCCUUCCUCAAGCCAGACGACAUCCAGUACUUCGACAAGCUGCUGGUGGAGGUGGAUGAGUCGACUCUCAGUCCAGAGGAGCAGAAAGAACGGAAGAUCAUGAAACUGCUGCUGAAAAUCAAGAACGGCACUCCGCCAAUGAGAAAGGCCGCGCUCCGUCAGAUAACAGAUAAAGCCCGUGAGUUUGGGGCUGGCCCGCUCUUCAAUCAGAUUCUGCCCCUGCUGAUGUCCCCCACGCUGGAAGAUCAGGAGCGCCAUCUUCUGGUGAAGGUCAUUGACAGGAUCCUGUACAAGCUGGAUGACCUGGUCCGGCCCUAUGUGCACAAGAUUCUCGUGGUUAUUGAACCCUUGUUGAUUGAUGAAGAUUACUACGCCAGAGUGGAGGGCAGAGAAAUCAUCUCCAAUUUGGCCAAGGCUGCUGGUCUGGCCACCAUGAUCUCAACCAUGCGCCCCGACAUUGACAACAUGGAUGAGUAUGUGAGGAACACGACGGCCCGUGCCUUCGCUGUGGUGGCCUCGGCGCUGGGGAUCCCCUCGCUGCUCCCCUUCCUCAAGGCCGUGUGCAAGAGCAAGAAGUCCUGGCAGGCCAGGCACACUGGCAUCAAGAUCGUGCAGCAGAUCGCCAUCCUCAUGGGCUGUGCCAUCCUGCCCCAUCUCAGGAGCCUGGUGGAGAUCAUUGAGCACGGUCUGGUGGAUGAGCAGCAGAAGGUGCGCACUAUCAGUGCUCUGGCUAUCGCUGCCCUGGCUGAGGCAGCCACCCCCUACGGUAUCGAGUCCUUCGACUCCGUGCUCAAGCCCCUGUGGAAGGGUAUUCGGCAGCACAGAGGCAAGGGUCUGGCUGCUUUCCUGAAGGCUAUCGGCUACCUGAUCCCCCUGAUGGACGCCGAGUAUGCCAACUACUACACCAGGGAGGUGAUGCUGAUCCUCAUCAGAGAGUUCCAGUCUCCCGAUGAGGAGAUGAAGAAAAUUGUGCUCAAGGUGGUGAAGCAGUGCUGUGGCACAGACGGUGUGGAAGCAAAUUACAUCAAGACAGAGAUCCUGCCGGCCUUUUUCAAACACUUUUGGCAGCACAGGAUGGCGCUGGACAGGAGGAACUACAGACAGCUGGUGGACACCACGGUGGAGCUGGCUAACAAGGUGGGCGCUGCGGAGAUCAUUUCUCGCAUUGUGGACGACCUGAAGGACGAGGCGGAGCAGUACCGCAAGAUGGUGAUGGAGACCAUUGAGAAGAUCAUGGGCAACCUUGGGGCAGCUGACAUCGACCACAAACUGGAGGAGCAGCUUAUCGAUGGCAUCCUGUACGCCUUCCAGGAGCAGACUACUGAGGACUCCGUGAUGCUGAACGGCUUUGGCACAGUGGUGAACGCGCUUGGGAAGCGUGUGAAGCCCUACCUGCCCCAGAUUUGCGGUACCGUCCUGUGGCGUCUCAACAAUAAGUCCGCUAAAGUGCGCCAGCAAGCCGCGGAUCUCAUUUCCAGAACCGCCGUCGUCAUGAAGACCUGCCAGGAGGAAAAGCUGAUGGGUCACUUGGGUGUGGUGCUGUACGAGUACCUGGGAGAGGAGUACCCCGAAGUGCUGGGGAGCAUUCUUGGGGCGCUCAAGGCCAUUGUAAAUGUUAUCGGUAUGCACAAGAUGACUCCCCCGAUCAAGGACCUGCUGCCCAGAUUGACGCCCAUCCUGAAGAACAGGCACGAGAAGGUCCAGGAGAACUGCAUCGACUUGGUCGGGCGAAUUGCUGACCGGGGAGCUGAGUACGUCUCAGCCAGGGAGUGGAUGAGGAUUUGCUUUGAGCUGCUGGAGCUGUUGAAGGCUCACAAGAAAGCCAUCAGGAGAGCCACUGUCAACACCUUCGGUUACAUCGCCAAGGCCAUCGGCCCUCACGACGUGCUGGCCACUCUGCUCAAUAACCUGAAGGUCCAGGAGCGACAGAACCGUGUGUGCACCACCGUGGCCAUCGCUAUCGUGGCGGAGACAUGCUCCCCCUUCACUGUGCUGCCGGCGCUCAUGAACGAGUACCGCGUGCCUGAGCUCAACGUGCAGAACGGCGUGCUCAAGUCCCUCUCCUUCCUCUUUGAGUACAUCGGGGAGAUGGGCAAGGACUACAUCUACGCAGUCACGCCACUGCUGGAGGACGCGCUCAUGGACAGAGACCUGGUGCACAGGCAGACAGCCAGUGCGGUGGUGCAGCACAUGUCUCUGGGUGUGUACGGGUUUGGCUGUGAGGACUCCCUCAAUCACCUGCUCAACUACGUCUGGCCCAACGUGUUCGAGACCUCGCCCCACGUCAUCCAGGCUGUCAUGGGGGCACUGGAGGGGCUGCGCGUCGCCAUCGGGCCCUGCCGCAUGCUGCAGUACUGCCUACAGGGCUUGUUCCACCCAGCGAGGAAGGUGAGGGAUGUUUACUGGAAGAUCUACAACUCCAUCUACAUCGGCUCCCAGGAUGCUCUGAUCGCACACUACCCCCGCGUGUACAACGACGAGAAGAACCCCUUCGUCCGCUACGAGCUUGAGUACUCCUUGUAACUGCCACAAAAAAAAACUUGUUGUUUUUAUUAUUGAUUCUCUCUCUCUCCCAUCCCCCCCCCCCCCCCCGGAUUCCAGAAGAUUCCUUGUAUAUUUUUUUUUUCUGCUUUGAACCUGUUUCGUGUGACAAACCAGUUAUCAGUAGGUGAUGUUGUAAAUUAUCACUAGCCUAUCAAAGCGCUCCGUUUCCAGCGACUUUCUUUAUGUAGGGGUUGUUGCGAUGCUGCAGAAAACUGCGAGUUUAAAACGUGCAGUUAAAUCUGUUGCAUUGCAGCAUCUUUAUUUAGGGGAAACCUGUUUUGCAUUUUAAAAUAUAAAGUACCUCUAGUCGCCAGUUGAAUUGUUUUGUCUAACAUUUAUAAAAAUGUAUGUUUGGUUGUUGUACUGUUACACUUGUAGUGUACACGGGGUAAUUCUUGCGUAAUGACGUCACAAAAAAAACUACAGCAACCAAGCAUAUAAACCAUAGAAUUGUUAUAAAAACAAAGGCUUGGAGCAGAUAAAAAUUUCUAACAGAAACAGUGAAGAGCGUGCAAGCAGUGUGAAGCCAGUCAAGCUCAGUAGAGGCAACGAAGUUCGUAAAUUAAAGAUCAAAUAAAAUAAAUUCAGUUCUGUGGAGCAAAUCUCUUUUUUUAUCAAGGUUACUAUUCCAUUUCUUGUGCUAAUGGGAUGUUUCUUUAUUUGAUCGAAAUAAACAUUUGUGUAUAAAAUUUUAA